GUACUACCUGAUACUUAAAGUCAAUGUUGACAAAACGAAAGUUGUUAUUUUUGCCAAGCGCUCCACAAAUAGAGUCUUCAAGUUUAUGCUAAAUGGCUCGUUUCUUCAUGCUGUUAAAGAAUAUGUUUACCUUGGUAUUUUAUUUACAAACACUGGUAGAUUCUGUAAGGCACUAAAGAGACUGACAGAUCAGGCAUCUAGAGCAAUGUACGCUGUAUUUCGUAAAAUUAGAAUAUUAGAAAUUCCUAUUGACUGUCAACUGAAAUUAUUUGAUCAACUUGUUCAGCCAGUAUUGUUAUAUGGAUCUGAAGUGUGGGGUUUUGAAAAUGCUGUUGUCAUUGAACGUGUACAUCUUAAAUUUUGUAAAUAUAUUCUCAAGUUAAAACAGUCAACACCCGAUUACAUGGUAUAUGGUGAACUAGGGAGGUAUCCUCUCAGCAUUUUCAUUAAGAUAAGAAUGAUUUCAUAUUGGUGCAAGCUAACAUCAUCACAAACUAGCCUUUCUAGUAUAGUAUAUAAACUUAUGUUUCAAAUGUCCAUUGCAAAUCCAGAUUACCAUUUCCCACUAUUAAAAGAAGUAAAAUGCAUUCUUCAAAAUAUAGGCUUUAAUUACAUUUGGCUGUCUCAAACCUUUAUUAGUGCCGCAUGGUUGAAACAAAAUGUGAAACAUGUUCUCAUUGAUAAUUUUCUGCAAAGAUGGCGAGAAUCAAAGGAAAAUUCAUCUAAAGGUUACUAUUAUAACAUGUUUAAAGAGUUACCAUCUCUAGAACCUUAUUUACUAGAACUACCAAUCACCUUACGCAUCUCUCUUGCUCGUUUUAGAACAGCAAAUCAUAGAUUACCCAUUGAAACAGGAAGAUGGUAUAAUAUUGUGAGAGAGGAAAGAAAAUGUACAUUGUGUAAAAAUUGUAUAUGUGAUGAAAUGCACUUUUUAUUAGAAUGUCCAAAACUCUCAGAAAUUAGAAACAAGUUUUUGCCUCAAUACUACUGUAUGUAUCCUUCUGCCGUAAAAUUCUCUCAUUUGAUGUCCAUUACUUAUAAGCCAACUCUAUUAAAACUGGCAAGUUAUAUAAGAUCAUGUAUGGAAAUGUUCCACUGACAUGUUUUCUUCAUUGUAUCUUAUUCCUGUGUCCAUUUACA
Messenger RNA from Haliotis rufescens (red abalone), 1140 nucleotides. RefSeq lists its product as uncharacterized. The coding region runs from base 86 to 1099 and encodes 337 amino acids. Lineage: Eukaryota; Metazoa; Mollusca; Gastropoda; Lepetellida; Haliotidae. The record is from RefSeq and is a predicted model, not a curated record. The transcript has a single exon.